This is a messenger RNA of Fusarium venenatum, 1479 nucleotides long. NCBI's taxonomy places the organism in Eukaryota, Fungi, Ascomycota, Sordariomycetes, Hypocreales, Nectriaceae. The record is from RefSeq and is a predicted model, not a curated record.
AUGGUGUCCUCGAAACUGUUUACUGUUGUGGUAACUGCGUCGAGCCUGUGGGCUGUUGAUGCCGGGAAGUGCAGACCACACACAUCGUUUUUGACCUUAACAUCAGGGGUUUCAACUACCACGUCGUCUUCAUCCCGCUACUUUACAUCACCUGAUGAUGGAACAAAUGUCUCAUCUUCAACUGAUUAUUCGACUUCUACAGAUUCUGUCAAGAGUAUAUCCUCUGGUAUGAGUGAUUCUUCAGCGACGACCUUGGACCGGACAACAACCUCAGGCUCAAGUCUUUCAGAGUCUAUAGCUACAACCCACUCGACAGUCUCUUCUAAUACUGAUGUGAUUGAAGUGUCGAGCGUCUCGAGCAGUUUUGCUACUGAAAUUUUGGUCGAGGCCACAACAUUUAGCGAUCCAACUACGACAAUUGACACUAUCAUGAUCCCUACUGACGCAUCUACAUCGAUUGACACUUCCUUAUCGACCGGCAUUACUGUGUUGACUGGUACUACUGAUAUCACUGCGUCAACUGGUAGUGAUGCUCCCUACGAAACUAUAGCCUCUACUAAACUUACCACGUCUAUUGAACAAACGACAACCACUGAUGCAGUUAUAUCUGCCCAAUUAACUUCUGCUGAGAUUGCCGAUACCACUGAAACACCUGCGAUAACCGAAAUUACCACGACGGAUGUUACCACUGCAGAGUUUAUCACAGUUUCUGCACUCGAGAGUGCAAGCAUAACGGAAAGCCUCUGGACUUCUACCACUGCAGUCUCAUGCCCCGUCUAUUCAAACGUCGUUGAUGACUCCAGCUUUGAGGGAGAAAACAACGCUCCUAAUAGAUGGGAAUCAAUGGGGCAAUUCGCAGGCACGGCCGUGACCUACCAGAAGCAAAGAAGCACCUCUCAAGAAGUGCCGCGGGCUCAUAGUGGUGACCAGUUUGCGCUCCUCGGUACGGGCGUUGGAACUGACAUGCGGAGAGUCGUUUCUCUGGAUAACAAAAAGUAUCAAAUCUGGAUUACGUAUGCUGCCAUCUCUGAUCCUGACCAAGAUUGGUCUUUCAAUUUUGUUGUCGCCACAAGUUCCGGCCACGCGACGAGGCAAACGAUCAAUGUCCCGAGAGGCUCCCCUUUUGCGUAUAAGCAGGAAAGCACAAUAUUUCAAGGCCGGAAAGACGACUUCAUCAGUGUUUUGGCGAGACCCUUGGCGGAUUCAAAACCUCGCUUCGUUGCUAUUGACGACAUUUACGUGGCUGAGUAUGUGCCCUCUUGUGUUACACCUACAGUUAAAACCGAACUGUGUGGCGGCAUACAAGGUAAUCCCAGUAAUGCUGGACAGCCGUAUCGAACAGAAUUUCUGUUAGAGAGGGACGCGGAACGGUAUUCUACGACCGAUCUUGUUGGCAAUGCACCGGUCUUGAUUGCUCGCCGUCCUGAUAUCGCUAGAACGCAAAGGCAGCUACAAACAGAGACUUCAAGGUCGAAAUAG